Molecule: messenger RNA, 747 nt
Organism: Rhinocladiella mackenziei CBS 650.93
Lineage: Eukaryota; Fungi; Ascomycota; Eurotiomycetes; Chaetothyriales; Herpotrichiellaceae
Product: eukaryotic translation initiation factor 6
Exons: 2
Coding region: 1-747 (248 amino acids)
Biological process (GO): ribosomal subunit export from nucleus; maturation of LSU-rRNA; assembly of large subunit precursor of preribosome
Cellular component (GO): nucleolus; cytosol; preribosome, large subunit precursor
Molecular function (GO): ribosomal large subunit binding
Source: RefSeq, a predicted model, not a curated record
AUGGCUGUACGAGCACAGUUUGAGAACUCCAACGAAGUCGGAGUUUUUGCAACCCUCACCAACAGUUACUGCCUCGUGGCCAUCGGUGCCUCCGAGAACUUCUAUUCCAUCUUUGAAUCCGAGCUCGCAGACCUCAUCCCCAUUGCACACUGUACCAUUGCGGGCACUCGCAUUGUCGGUCGUUUGACGGCGGGGAACAAAAAUGGCUUGCUAGUCCCGACUUCUACCACCGACCAGGAACUACAACACCUGCGCAAUACCUUACCGGACAGCGUGAAAAUAGAACGAAUUGAGGAACGAUUAUCGGCCCUUGGAAACUGCAUAGUUUCCAAUGAUCACGUUGCUCUCGUCCACCCAGAUCUCGAACGAGAAACUGAAGAAAUCAUCGCAGAUGUCCUCGGUGUCGAAGUAUUCCGACAAACCAUUGCUGGAAACGUUUUGACCGGCUCUUACAUGUCUCUCACCAAUCAGGGCGGCAUCGUCCAUCCUAAAACGAGCAUUCAAGAUCAAGACGAACUCAGUUCUCUAUUACAAGUGCCCCUGGUGGCAGGGAGUGUGAACCGGGGAAGCCCCGUUGUGGGAGCCGGAAUGGUGGUUAAUGACUGGCUCGCGGUCACGGGCAUGGAUACAACCGCGACGGAAUUGAGUGUCAUUGAAAGUGUCUUCAGGCUCGGUGAGGGUGGACCUGGUGGUUUGGAUGCCAGAAUGAACGCCAAUAAGGAGAGCAUUGUGGAAAGCUUCUACUGA